Molecule: messenger RNA, 2084 nt
Organism: Raphanus sativus (radish)
Lineage: Eukaryota; Viridiplantae; Streptophyta; Magnoliopsida; Brassicales; Brassicaceae
Product: ubiquitin domain-containing protein DSK2b
Exons: 9
Coding region: 164-1825 (553 amino acids)
Biological process (GO): ubiquitin-dependent protein catabolic process
Cellular component (GO): cytosol
Molecular function (GO): polyubiquitin modification-dependent protein binding
Source: RefSeq, a predicted model, not a curated record
UCUUUCAUUUGUUAUUCGACCCAAGAAAAAAAAAACAUAUCCCUUUCCUCAAGAAAUCUUUACCAUAAGCCAAACUUUAAGACCAAUCUCGUCUUCGGUGAAUAUUUAUUUUUUCAAUCCUAGGGUUAGGGCUCUUGAUCGGAGGAUCUAAAAAAAAAUCAGAAUGGGUGGAGAAGGAGAUUCGAGUAAGCCGCUGACUGCUUCUGCUGCUGUUGAUGGUGGUGGCGAAGGAGCUCUGGUGGCCGUCAACGUCAGAUGCUCGAACGGAUCCAAAUUCAGUGUGAGCACGAGUCUCGAUUCAACCGUGGAAGCCUUCAAACACCUGGUGGCGCAGAACAGCGACGUCCCCGCGAAUCAGCAGCGAUUGAUUUACAAAGGUCGCAUCCUCAAGGACGAUCACACGCUUCUCAGCUAUGGUUUGCAGGCUGAUCACACGGUUCAUAUGGUUCGUGGCUUUGCACCAUCUUCAGCACCACCACCUCCUUCUGCUCCUGUUGCAAAUGCACCUCAAGAUAAUAACACCUCAAAUCUUGGAGAAUCUUUGUUCCCUGGGCUUGGUUUUAAUCCAUUGGGUGGUGGUGGGAACGCCAUGUCCGGGUUGUUUGGAGCGGGUGGUCCGGAUCUCGAGCAGGCUCAGCAACAGCUAGCUCAAAACCCUAACAUGAUUAGAGACAUGAUGAACACACCAGCCAUCCAGAAUCUCAUGAACAACCCUGAGUUUAUGCGGAGUAUUAUCAUGAGCAACCCUCAGAUGCGUGACCUCGUUGAUCGCAACCCUGAGCUUGGCCACGUGCUUAAUGAUCCCAGCAUCCUUAGGCAGACUCUGGAAGCUGCGAGGAACCCGGAGCUGAUGCGGGAGAUGAUGCGGAAUACUGAUAGGGCCAUGAGUAAUAUUGAGUCUAUGCCUGAGGGGUUUAACCAUCUUAGGCGUAUGUAUGAGAAUGUUCAGGAGCCGCUCAUGAAUGCUACUACUAUGUCUGGGAACGCUGGGAACAAUGCGGCUUCUAAUCCUUUUGCUGCUCUCCUUGGAAACCAGGGGGUUACUGCCACACAAGGUAGCGAUGCUUCUAAUAAUUCUUCGACGCCUAAUGCUGAAACGGGGACAGGAAAUGGUAUUCCGAAUGCGAACCCACUUCCUAACCCUUGGGGUGCUACUGCUGGCCAGACAAAUGCCCCAGGAAGGACAAAUUCUGGUGGGGAUGCGAGAAGCCCUGGACUUGGUGGUCUUGGUGGCCUCGGUGGUCUUGGGGGCCUCGGUGGACUGGGUAUGCUUGGAGCGGAUUCACCUCUUGGUGCCACUCCAGAUGCUUCUCAGUUGAGCCAGAUAUUGCAAAAUCCAGCCAUGUCCCAGAUGAUGCAAAGCAUGCUUUCCAAUCCACAAUACGUAAACCAGCUUAUCAAUCUCAACCCACAACUCCGAAGUAUGCUUGAUUCGAAUCCUCAAUUGAGGGAAAUGAUGCAGAACCCAGAUCUCCUUCGUCAAUUUAGCUCCCCGGAGAUGAUGCAGCAAAUGAUGAGUCUACAACAAUUACUUUCCUCCCAGAAUAGGAAUACGACCAGCCAGGAACCAGGGCAAACUGGUGCUGCUGCCGCAGGCAAUAACGGAGGGAUGGAUUUAUUGAUGAAUCUGUUUGGCAGUCUUGGAGCUGGUGGCCUGAGUGGCACAAACCAACCCAAUGUUCCUCCUGAGGAACGCUUUGCGACUCAGUUGCAACAGCUACAAGAGAUGGGAUUCUAUGACAGAGCGGAGAACAUAAGGGCUUUGCUUGCAACCAAUGGAAACGUUAACGCUGCUGUGGAACGACUGUUGGGAAGUAUUGGCUAGUAGCAGCAGCAGGAUCUCUGAAACUUGUGGAUAGAAAAGCCGCAUCGAUACGGUAUUGGUGGUCAUCUUCUUUCUCUAUAUCCAUCAUCUCCCCCAAAACCUUUUUUUAUAUAUAUUUGGGUCUUGGUCGUUUUAUCUUUCAGAUUUUUAUUUGAAUUGUUGCAACGAAUACCUCUGUAAGAGCUGGUUUGGGAGCUUGGAAUGGCUACAUUUACGUUACCCUUUUGAUUUUCGUUGUGAUGUGUUCAUCUUUAACACA